AUGCUUAUUGGAUAUGCAGGAAAAGGAUACAUCAGGACAUUCUCACUUGCAGGAACGACCGAUUGCCAAGCACCUCGACCAUUUCCGUACCUCCCCUCAUGUAUUACAGACCGACAUCUGAACGCCAUUUCGCCCUCACUGACCCACCUCACAUCGAUAUCUCUGUCCCAUUGCACCGCGCUCACCGACAUGGCCGUCAUCCAGCUCAUCACCUUGUCCUCGCCUUACCUCAAACGUAUCGAUCUGACUGAAUGUAGACUGCUCACCAACUUGACGGUUCAAGUGAUGGCGAGUCUCUGCAGCGAACUUGAGGAACUGUCUUUGCAGGGGUGUGGACUUGUCACGGAUGAUGCGAUCGAGGAGGUGGCGCUGCAUUGCACUCGACUCCACAGAAUCAAUAUUGGACAGUGUCAACGGGCAGGCGACAAGUCUUUGGAGGCACUUCUUCGAGCGUCUGGUCGGAUGACACACCUGAGCUCGUUCUCCAGAGUCAGAACCAGGAAUGCGCGGUUGACAAAGUUGGGUGUCGCCGGCUGCAAAGGUAUCACGUAUUCAGGACUGUCGGCGAUCACGGAGCAGCUCAAUGCUGCUGGUACAGAACAGGACGGAUAUCUAGAGCCGCAGCGGUCUUCACUCGUCUCGCUCGAUUUUACUUGUCCUGCUGUGAAGGCCCCUACAGCCGAGAAUAUGAAUGGGCUUUCGGUGUCAACGGUAGCUACAACAGCAGCAUCAACAAGGACACAGAGUCAGGCGAGCCGGUUCUUUCGCACCCUACCCGUGACUCUGGAAGAGAUUUCAAUCCACGAUGCCUAUACACUGAGCCACAGCGACAUCAUCGCCCUUGUUGACCAAGUCGGGCCGGGACUCAAAGUCUUGCGGCUCGAUCAUGCGAAUGCCAUCAACUCGGAGACUCUGGGUCAUGUCCUUGCGGUUUGUCCUAACCUGACUGUUCUCUCGAUCCCGCGAGCAAGUCGUCUGGAUGAUUCAGGAGUAGUCCAACUGAUUGGAGCCAGGUGUGCUGGUUCGUUGGUAGAACUGGAUCUGAGUGCCUGUCAUUCUCUUACGGACGGUUGCUUGACAGCCUUGGCCAAGUGUACUCUAGCAGCAUCUUCGAGGACUUCGACGUUUCCCGAAAACGACAAGGGAAAGGGUAUCCAGGAGCAACCCAACCCCUGCCUGUUUCCCAACCUACGACGACUGGAUCUCUCCUACAACGACAAGAUGACGCUCGCUGGUAUUAUACCCUUGGUGAUGUCUCUCAAGAACCUCUGCGCGCUGGACGUGUCCUUUUGCGGCGAUGGCGUGACUAGGUCGUGGAGCUCGACCUUGGAAUCUCUGCGACCGAUUUUGAACCCGACUUCUGCCUCUUCAACCAUGGACUCGACUGGUAUUGAUAAUCUUUUGGGCGAUGCUGUGAUCGAGAGCGACCAUUCUGAGGAUGAUGAAUCUUCAAGCAGCUCCCAGCAGCAGUAUUCACCACAGCAGGAGCAGCUGUUACAGUUCUCUCCACACAUGGCGUCGUCGACUGGAGUACAACCACCGCCUCAGGAGUACGGACUGUCGUCCCAGAACUUGCAGCGGUUUAUGAAUGGCGUUGCGCCUCUGGUGAGCCCUAGUCGGUUGGGCCUAGGUAGAUAUGUAGGACCGCUUCUGAACCGCGGAACCUCCUCCAACAAUAUCACCAACACCGACGACGAUAUCGUUCCACAGCACCCACAGCAAUACUCACGACAAGGAGGCACCAGUCUUGAUCGAACACCUCUAGGAAACCGGCGUCGAUCGUCCGCGUCGUCUUUGACGUCCUCUUCCUCGACCUCGACCAUCAUGUCCUCAUCGUCAUCCGGAUCGUCAUCGACAUCAUCGUCCAUGACUUCCGACUGUUCUUCCUCUUCCUCUUCCUCCGGGUCAAAGAGAAUCACCCAUUCGCGUCGACGGUCGUGUUCAAGGAUCCAUUUGGCAGAUCGACUGGAUGUACUAGAAAACACACCCAGACGAGUCGGGAUCGCGGCCAGCUUCCACCUCGAGUCUUGGUUCACGCCACAACACCAACUCCAGCUCCAACAUCUAUUCCAGAUCCAAUCGCAGCAUCAACGUGAUUUGCAGGAGAUUCAGGCUGCUGCUGCUAAUCAAAUGCUGUUCAAUCCGCAGAAUGCAGGAACGGCGGCGAACUUGUUUGCAAACUCGAUGCCAUUUGAGGCGCUGUCGGCGGAGAUGAUGAGCCAUCCAGUCAUGACGGCUAUUCGAGUCGGAGCCGCAACUGUUGGAGGGAUCAAUAACGGUGGCGGUCCUCCUGCUCACGGGAAUGGCAAUGGUGUAGGUGGUGGUGGAGGAGGAGGAGGAAGAGGUGCUCAUGGUGGACUUCAUGGAGCUGGCGGAAACAAUGCGACCUCUCAGAAUCUUUUUGAUUCUCACACCAACAACAACGAGACAACAUCACCACCAGCGCACCACGGAAGCCGUCGACUCAGUGUGACUGCAGGCGAAGGUGGAGGAGGUGGUGGUGGAGGAGGAGGAGUCCGUCACCACCACCGACACCAUUACCAACAUCCGCACUACCAUCAUCGUAGGAACCCACUCUCGAGCGCCGCUACGGGCCAUUGUGAGAUAUCUGCGUGGGGGCUGAUCAAACUGCGUGAGGAAUGGGCUGCUGUGAUCUGA
Messenger RNA from Linnemannia hyalina, 2658 nucleotides. Lineage: Eukaryota; Fungi; Mortierellomycota; Mortierellomycetes; Mortierellales; Mortierellaceae. The record is from the annotation of a GenBank genome assembly.